CCAUUCCCCUUUCCCUUCCCCUUCCCCUCCGGCAGGAUGGCCUCCCCGCGGGAGCUGACCCAGAACCCGCUGAAGAAGAUCUGGAUGCCUUACAGCAACGGGCGGCCCGCCCAGCACGCCUGUCAGCGCGGCGUCUGUAUGACCAAUUGUCCUACGUUGAUCGUUAUGGUGGGUCUUCCAGCUCGUGGCAAAACGUACAUCUCCAAGAAAUUAACACGCUAUUUAAAUUGGAUUGGAGUGCCCACUAAAGAAUUUAACGUGGGCCAGUAUCGAAGAGACUUGGUUAAGACCUAUCGAUCUUUUGAGUUCUUUCUUCCUGACAACGAAGAGGGCUUGAAAAUCAGAAAACAGUGUGCCUUAGCAGCACUCCGUGAUGUCAGACGGUUUCUCAGCGAGGAAGAUGGGCACGUGGCAGUCUUUGAUGCUACCAAUACCACUAGGGAAAGAAGAGAUACUAUUUUUACAUUCGGAGAGGAGAACGGCUACAAGACAUUUUUUGUUGAGUCAGUUUGCGUCGAUCCAGAAGUCAUUGCUGCCAACAUUGUGCAAGUGAAACUUGGCAGUCCUGACUAUGUAAAUUGUGACAAUGAUGAAGCGACUGAAGAUUUCAUGAAGAGGAUAGAGUGCUACAAGAACUCUUACGAGACUCUGGAUGAAAAUCUAGACAAGGAUCUUUCCUAUAUUAAAAUCAUGGAUGUUGGAAGGAGCUAUCUUGUGAAUCGAGUGAUGGACCAUAUUCAGAGUCGGAUUGUCUACUACCUCAUGAAUAUCCACGUGACUCCUCGCUCCAUCUACCUCUGCCGUCACGGAGAAAGUGAGCUAAAUCUAAAAGGACGGAUAGGAGGGGACACUGGCCUGUCACCAAGAGGGAAAGAGUUUGCAAAGAGCUUGGCCAGGUUCAUCGAUGAGCAGAACAUCAAAGAUCUGAAGGUUUGGACAAGUCAGAUGAAAAGGACAAUUCAAACUGCAGAAGCUUUAGGAGUGCCUUAUGAACAAUGGAAGGUUCUGAAUGAAAUCGAUGCGGGAGUCUGUGAAGAAAUGACAUAUGAAGAAAUUCAGGAACAUUACCCCCUUGAAUUUGCCCUGCGAGAUCAAGAUAAAUACAGAUACAGAUACCCCAAAGGAGAGUCGUAUGAAGAUCUUGUUCAGAGACUGGAGCCAGUGAUAAUGGAAUUGGAAAGGCAAGAGAACGUUCUAGUGAUCUGCCACCAAGCUGUGAUGCGCUGUCUUCUGGCCUACUUUCUGGACAAGACUGCAGAACAACUGCCUUAUCUCAAGUGCCCGUUGCAUAAUGUCUUAAAGCUAACCCCUGUGGCUUAUGGUUGUAAGGUGGAAUCUAUAUUCCUGAACGUCGAAGCUGUGAACACACACAGAGAUAAGCCUGAGAAUGUAGACAUUUCGAGACCUCCAGAAGAAGCCCUUGUAACAGUCCCUGCUCACCAGUGAACCUGUGUCCUCAUCAGCCAUGAAACUUGUGGUGCUGUCUUCAUCUUAGUCCUUAAGCAAAUACCACCAUUCUGGUGCCAUUAAAAUUCAUUCCAAAUUCAACUUAUUGCAACUUGCACGUGAAACUUAGAGCUCUAAAGGAUCAGUCUAAGUGUGUUGACUAAUUCUCUGUGAAAGAUUAGAAGUCAUUGAUGGGCUAGAAUGCCGUUUGCUGUUCUUGUAAGCUUUUUGUAAUCAUUUGGUCUUUCCACUCGAGUUUAGAGUCUAUCAUCCAGUAGCAAGUGUGCCUUUUUUUUGAAGUAUUAUACUCUGAAAGCUGUGAAACUUAUUGGGCUUCUUGUGAUAGGCUAGUGUUUUGUGAUUCUCUGAGAGUGUGAGUGGACUGCUGGAAAGAGCGGAAACCAACCACAACUUGUUCAUUGAUAGUUGUUUCUGUUGAGAUCAUGCCUGGGUUCUGCCCGAGUUCGAAGUUCAGCAUCCUCCACAACUCCCAGAGUAGAGCAAACCCUGGGAGCGACGAGGUCGCUGUCUGAGUUGUUUUGUGUUCAACCGUUGUUCUAGUGAAGCUGAAUUUCUUUUAUGUAUCAUGCUUGGUUUUGAGACAGACCGGCCCCGGUGAGCCAGAUGCUUAGUCCAGCUCUCCGAGAAGAGGUGGCAACUAAAAGCCUGUUCUUUCAGUGCCAGGAAUUAAGAUAGAAAUGUGCGUGAAAUAACUAAUUUGAAAUGCUCCAUAGUUAAACAGGAGCCUCCCCUAGUGUUCUUCCCCAAGGAAGAACUGCUUUAUGUUGCCCUGUAUUAGUGAACCACUUGACCUGUGCAUGGAAGAUAUUGAUUGUGUCGAGUCCUUGCUGAUUGUACACAGCACUUCAUGCCUGUAUGUAGCCCAGGGAUGAAUGUGUGAUUGUAACAUCAGUCAGAAAAAUGUCUCCUGUCCUAGGGACCCCUCUCAAAAGGAGUUAGUUUACAUUUCCUGGAGGGAACGACCCAGAGAGCAUGCUGUCUUCUAGGCGGUGUCCAUGAGGUGUUGUGGUUUCAGCCAUGUACCUACUUUGUGAAAAGAGCUAGCUGCUCUUUUAAUCCGUGUCCUGUACGGUGUCUUGCCCGUGGUUGGCAGUCCAGACCGAUUAAACGGUGGAUUACACGGCAGCGGGAUUGCACUUUUGCAAACAAGUACAGAGAUUUACUCCUUGGAAGCUGAAUAAUACAAUCAAGGAAGUCCCACCUGGCCUAAGUGAGUGGGCUGAUCCUUGACCAUGUGUAAAACUACUCUAGAGAGACCAAAUUCCCAGGUUCCAAAUGACACAGCCACAGUUCUAGAUAAGAAUAGAUAGCAGUUAGAUAAGUACCACCUUUAGCCAGUAUCCCCCCAGAGAACAGCACUCACCCUCCCCAAGGCUUAGGCCAGGGUUCAGCAUCGACUUUGAGGGGAUGACUACCUGCCCCCAAAUCACCUUUGCCACCUCCUCCAGCUCCUGGCCUAUCUACUCACUUCCAGUCUAAGCCUGCCGCUCUGUUGCUGGAGCAUUGCCUAGAGGGUUGCUUCAAGGAAUUUUGAUUGCUGAGUUCCCAAAGCAGAUUGCUGAGUUCCCAAGGCAAGUUGGAGUGGGGCAUCUUGGAACUGGGCCAUCCUGCCAUGGGGAGCUGGGCCGGAACCUGAUUGUGCAUUUCCCAGUAGUACCUGCCCUGCUUUUGGCCUGUGCAGAGGAGAGGCUGGACCUCACCCUGUCAGGAGUGUGGAGACCAGACCGCCAUUUUACCACCCGAUCAGGGACCGCUUUGGUGGUUGCUGAGAUGGGUGGAGAGUAGCCAUGUGGGAGGCCUGCUCAUAUUGCCUGCCUCUGGGUCUGGGCUCAGCCACCUGUGUGUCUGAGUCUGUGGAGCCCCCGGAGUGACCGAUGAUUCCACACCAACGCUGAGGACGUUGGGAUCGGUGAGGUGGGUUGGCUGAAGAGCUGUGAGCCCAGAGAAGGAAGAGCAGGGCCUUCUGAGUUUGCAACCACUCCUGGUCUUUUAAAAAGACCCUUUUGUUUUGCACUCUGUUGCCUCGGUCUCUUCUGAGCCGAGCAGCUAAAAACAAAGCUGGAACUGUUUCCUCAGUAAUGCACCCUGUUACCCUCACUUUUGUUAAUAAUGCCCUAUCACAGCUGUCGUUGAAGUCCUUGAGGUUCUGUUGUCUGAGAGUUCAUUUCAGCCCAACACCUUUUCCAGCCUUGGUUUGUGGGCAGGUGGAAAAUCCUACCUGCCUCUGCCUUGUCUACCCAAAUAGGAAAACAAUUUUUUUAAAAAAAGAAAACAAACUAAAAAAGCCCAUAAUCUUAACAACUGGCUCAGAGACUGUGGUUCUCUGCAGAGCCGGGCCAAGGAUUGAACGGUGAGUGAUUUCAAGCUCGAGUUGUUUCUGGAUUGCAUUGUUGGUAGUUUGGUCCCUUAAAACUCGAGCUCUGCUUUUUCCUGUUUGUGUCAGAUGUUCUCCAGACAGAUCCAAUUGGAUCUUCGAGCUGACAGAAGCUCUAAUUUGCACUAUGUAACAGUGGGGAAAAUGGUUUAUUUGUAUAUAGAGAACUAUAGGAGCUGAUGCUUGAAUUUACUGGGUCAUUUAAACCCCAUUUUGAAGGCCUGAACGGUUGGAAGAAGAUGCUGAAUUUCCUUCCUUUUAAAUAGCUUUCAGAAUAAAUUUAAGCCGGGGGUAGACCCUUACUCUUUGUAGCAUGUGAUUUAUAUAUAUAAAAUGCAGUUUCCUUGACCAAUUUAGAAGAGAAAUACUUUAGACUAGAAGGAACUGUGUUGUUUGAUCCAAUGUUUGUUUGUGUCAAGUGUCAUGGGAUUGUGCCUUGUGAAGCACUAUCUCUCUGUCUGUCUCUCCUCCCUUCUCCCCCCUUCUCCCCUCCCCAUCCUCUUCCCCCUCCCCCUCUCCCUUUCUCUUUCCCUCUCUUUUUUUGUAUUAGAAGAGUGGGGGCUGAUGGCUGCCAGACUAUAAAGUGGGUGGUUGCUCAUCUCCCCCUCCUCCUUUUUUUUUUUUUCCUGUUGGGUUGGACUCAGAGUCCCCAAAAGUCCCGAGGGGCCCUGAAGGCUGCACCAGGUGGAUACCUUCCCUACUCCAGCUUCUCAGUGAAUUGGAUUAUGCCCCCAUCAUUAACAAAUAGGAACAGGAAGGGUGUGUGUGUGUGUGUGUGUGUGUGUGUGUGUGUGUGUGUGUGUGUGAGGGAAGGAGGGAUGGGGUGGGGGCCAGACAGAGAAGUUUGGAGCAGAUUAGGAGCUCAGUUUGGAACACCAUGGGCCAAGGAGGAAAAGCAAGUAAUCUUCCUCCUUUCACAAAUAGUCUUGAAAAGUACAGAUCCACAAUCAUGCCCUUCAAGACAAUCAUCAUCAUCAUCCCCAUUGCCCCCAGGAAUGGCAAUCCUUGCUGUGGGCUGAGUACUCCUUGGGGAAUAUAGUGGGCAGGAUCUCUGGCCUCAAAGAUCUUGUAGUCUACUGGGAAGACCAGCAGACAUAAAUUGAGGAAAGUGAGUAGAUAGAAAUAGUAAACACAUGGAUAAAUUGAUCGUUGAACCCCCAAGAAACUCUUCUGGGCUACCAAUGACCUUUUCAAGGCUUAGCUGCCCAAAAACGUGGGAACUUGGUGAAGGUGGGGGAUAUCCACAGAACUGAAGUGGAACUGAUCCCUGAAUUCACGUGUUAAGUGUAUUUCUGAGGCGUUUCCCCUGUUUUCCCUGGUCUGCAUGGGCAGGAGACCCCUUUGGUUAGCAGCACCUGGGAUGUUGGUGGGGUCUUAAAACUGUUUUUAUUAACCAGGUUGGUGGAACGGUUCCCUCCUCACCCCCCAUGCCCCCUCCCCCCAAGAAGGGGCAAUACCAACGAAGAGUUUCUUGUCUGGGUCAACACCAUAAAGUGCUAAGUUAAUAUAAUGGGUGCAAAUGGUUGCUUCUCCAUGUGUACAUUUACAUGCUAUGUGUAUUUUAUGAUUUAAUUGCUGUUUGCCUUGGUGUUUUAUAACUAAAAUAGCUGUUUAGAAGCCAGAUGAAGAGAAAAAGAAGUAGAAUGGGAGAGGGGAAGAAAUACAGGAUCCUGGGAAUAUUUCCACCCAAUUUUUAAGUUUCCACUGGGGAAGCUGAGUUUUUAGGCGGAAUGAGAUAUUCCUGCUAAGGAUCUUUACAUCCACUCCCGUAAUAAAUGAAAAUGCAAACUUUGAUUUUUGCUUUGUAUUUUAGAUUUAGACAGCUGAUGCUUACGUAGUGAUUUUUUUAAACUAACAUUUCAAUGUUUAAGACAUUUUCAAUAUUUUUCUCCAACUUACAAUGUAACUGAAGCCACAAUAAGCUCUGUAUCAGCCAUUAAUUGCAAUAAAUGCUUUUUAAAGCUCAA
Messenger RNA from Ornithorhynchus anatinus (platypus), 5808 nucleotides. It is a transcript of the gene PFKFB4, whose product is annotated as 6-phosphofructo-2-kinase/fructose-2,6-biphosphatase 4. The coding region runs from base 37 to 1446 and encodes 469 amino acids. Gene Ontology annotation, cellular component: cytosol. The transcript is spliced from 14 exons. The record is from RefSeq and is a predicted model, not a curated record. Gene Ontology annotation, molecular function: 6-phosphofructo-2-kinase activity; fructose-2,6-bisphosphate 2-phosphatase activity; ATP binding. Lineage: Eukaryota; Metazoa; Chordata; Mammalia; Monotremata; Ornithorhynchidae. Gene Ontology annotation, biological process: fructose metabolic process; fructose 2,6-bisphosphate metabolic process.